Paramecium sonneborni is the source of this 2306-nucleotide messenger RNA. Lineage: Eukaryota; Ciliophora; Oligohymenophorea; Peniculida; Parameciidae. The record is from the annotation of a GenBank genome assembly.
AAAUGGGAUCCAGCAUAAACACAAGAGCUAUUGAGAAUUCCGCUCAAUAAUAUGUUUCAGAAACCUAAUAUCAACCAAUCAUUCACGAAACCUCAAAUUUCGAUGAAUAGCAAUUAUAAUAAAUAAAGAAGCCAACUUAAACUAAUGCUGGCUAAUAAAAUGAAAAUUCAAAUUAAGAGAAUCAGAAUCUUAAAGAAAUGUAUCAAAUAAAGUGUAUGCUAGGCCAUAAAACUAAUAAUUUUUGUUUUUGGAUGAAUAAUUUCCACCUAAUCAAUCAAGCAUAUCUAAAGUACCUAAUAAUUCUUCGUUUACAAGCAGAAAUAUAGUUUGGAAAAGACCAAAAGAAUUUUUAUAGCCUGAUUAAAUUAAUUUAUUUGAUGUAGAUCUAUAUCCAUAUUGAUUAAUAGACAAUCGAUCCAAAGGAUGUUAUUUAAGGAGAACUUGGAAAUUGCUAUUUUUUAAGUUCUCUAUCUGCUUUAGCUUAAGUCCCUUAAAUUAUAGAAAGAUUGUUUCAAAACAAUAAAGAAUAUUAAUAAAAUGGUAAGAAUCAUAUCUAAUCAUUAAGGACUUUAUAGAAUUAGUAUGGUUAAGAAUGGUAUACUUGAAGAAAUAAUAAUAGAUGAUUAUAUUCCUUGUGUUCAAGCAGGACCAAUUUUCUCAAGAGUCAGAGGAAAUAAAUUAUGGGUGAUUCUUUUGGAAAAAGCUUAUGCUAAAUUAUAUGGAUCAUAUGAUUCAAUAGGAUAAGGCGAUCCUUUAAUUGCUUUAAAAGAUUUAACUGGGGCUCCAAGUGAAAUUUUUUAGAUAGAACAUGCUAAUUCAUGUUGGGAAUUUAUGGAGAAAAAUAAUAAUAAAAAAUACAUUCAAACAGCAUCUACAAAAAAGGAUUGUGGAGAUAAUAAAGGAAUAGUAUCUAGUAAAUGUUAUUCCAUUUUGGAUUUACAGAUUGUUGUUGGAAGUGAUGAACAAACAGAUAAAAUUAUAAAAAUAAGAAAUGUAUAAUAUUUAUAGGAAAUAUGAAUAGCCUUGGGGUCAAUAUGAGUGGUCUGGAGACUGGAGUGAUAAAUCUGCAAAAUGGACUCAUGAUUUAAUAGAGAGGUUUUAGGUUCAGUAAGAAGAUGAUGGGAUAUUUUGGAUGAGUAUUAAAGAUUUUAUCACUAACUUCUAAUACGUUUAUGUAGCACAAGUUAGACCUGAUUAUAUCUAUACAUCUUAAUUUCUUAAAGUUGAAAAUUCAGACCAAGUUACAACAAAGUUGGUUAAAAUGAAUGUUACAAAUAAAACAAAUGCAUAAAUUCGAUUGACUUAAUCAGAUGAGGGCUUUUUUGAAAAUAAUAAUCAUAAUUAUUCAUUAGCUAGAUUGAUAGUAGGACAAUUAGAUAGUAAGAAUUUAGAAGUAUUAAAUUAUUCAGGGUUUGCUUUUAAUUAAGAAAGAGAUAUUGAUUUUGAAAAAGAAUUUGAACCUGGAUCUUAUGUCAUAUAUGUUGAAGUAGAUUGGGAUUAAAAUUGUAAUAGAAAUUUAGCAGUUUCUUGUUAUGGUUCUUAAAAAGUUGAAUUUUAAGAAUUGUGUUUAGAAAAAUCAAAAAUUUCUAAUAUUUUAGAUGGACUAUUAAGAGCACAUGGAAGAUUUUCAGAUUAAGUGAAGAAUACAUAAUUUGCACCUGGAAUAUAGUCUGUAAGGGGAUAGAAUUGUGGGUAUUUAUAUUUUUGGUAUCAAAAUUAAACAAAAAAUAAUACACUAUAAUAAGAAAUUAAUUUUACUUAAAUAAAAUACCUAGAGAUAAGCACUCCUUUUUUAAAUUUAGACAAUAGUAAUCCAGACAAAAUUAAAAUUAAAAUUGAAUGCAAGUCCAAUUCUAAUUAUUUUUUUAAACUUAGGUCUACUAAAGAAGGUCGAGGUAGUUAUAGCUUUGGAUUUAAUUCCUCUUAUUCUAUAAAAACUGAGUAAUAAUCAAAAUCUGAGGAAGAUAUCGUUUAUUUAGCACUUUUAAAUCCAUAAAAAAAAGAACAACAAAAAUUAGGCUAAAAAGUAUAAAAUUUUAAUUAUAAAGAAUAUUCAAGUCUUCUUCUAUGAAGUCGAAUUCCCAGAUGGAUACGCUUUACUUUAUGAAAAUAAAGAAUCUCAAAUCUAUAAAGAAAGAAUCGAAUUUAAUCUCUACAAUCUUAAAGGAAUAGGAAUAAAGAAUUAAGAUUAUAUAGAUAUAGUAAUACCACCAGGGUAAUUAAAAUUGAUUUAACUGCAAAAAAGUGAUCCAAAAGAUAGAGCUUCAUAUAAAUUGACUUCUAUCAGUAUUGAGCUUAAGUGAGAU